AACUCCUACAGACUAAAGAUAUAGUGAAGAGAUUAUUUGAAUGGUGGUAUUUUCAGCAGACAUUACAAAUUGUGCUUCAUUCUGUGAACAGUGAUAUGAUUACGGAAUAUAGUUAAAAAGAAACAUGUUUUCUCAGGACUUGAUUGAUAUAAAGCAAGAACCACCAGAUGAGGUGGAUGAGGACUUGGCAUCCAUCUUGAACAGUGACAUACAGUUGACAGAGGUUAGUCCCGGACGUAAUGGUGUUGCCAGCUUAAAUGCAUCAGAAGUUACAGAUUUGCUUUCAGAUGAAAAGGAGACAGUCAAUGACAAGAAUGCAAAUGGCAAAAGUGUCAAAGCUAAUCUGAGAUGCAAGUUUUCCUUCUGCAGUUUUCGUGCAAGGAAAAUUUCGGUGUUAGAACGACAUGAAGCUAAACACAGCAUCCCAGGGAGUUACUAUGAAUGUAAAUACUGCAAAUUCAUGACUCCAGUCCACCAAAAGUUACAGGAACAUGAAGCAAAGCACACAAAUACUAAACCAUUCAAAUGCAGAAAGUGUUCCUAUCGCAGUAGAUACAGAGCCGACAUUUACCAUCACAGUGCAAAACAUUUAAAAGAAAAGAAAUUCAAAUGUCCAAAUGAAGGAUGCAACUUUGUGACAAAAUGGCGAAGGAAUAUCCACCACCAUAUUCUGACCCACACAGAUCACCGGCCUCAUGAAUGUAACAUCUGUGAUUACAAGUUCAAACGACUCCAGGAUCUAAAGUACCACCUAUACCGUCACAAUGACGAGAAGCCAAUUACCUGCGACCAGUGUGAUUUCCGAUGUAAGACGAAUUACGAGCUUGGCUGCCACAAGCUCAAACAUUCCUCAGUGCGCAACUACGCCUGUACGUUCCCGGGAUGUCAACAGAGAACCAAGACAAAAUCAGAUCUGACCAAACAUAUGAAAACUCACAGCAAAGCUCAGGAUUACCUGUGUCCAGUGUGUGGGAAAGGUUUCCACAUGCGCAACAGUUUAACAAGACACAUGGAGCGCCAUCAGGAUGCGAGGAAUUACAAAUGCGGUUUGUGCACGAAGGCCUUCAAAACGAAAGCCACACUGCGGACACACAUGCAGGUCCACAGCGGAGUGAAACCCUGGACUUGUGACAUCUGUUCAAGAGAUUUCCUUAACAAGUGGAAUAUGAUGAAACACAAGGAGACUCAUGGCGAAAAUCGUCCAUUCAAAUGCCCCAUCUGUCCGUAUGGAGCAAGAGUUGGAGAGCAUCUGCUGGCUCACAUCGGAACCAUGCAUGGCAAGAACUUUGCUUAUUACUGCGAGAUUUGCAAGAAGCCCUGGAAGAGGUUUAGCCAGCUUCAGAUUCACAUGAAGCGCAUGCACAAAGGAGCUCUGCGGUCCAGUUUUGGUAACAGCAUGAAGAUGGAUAUUAAACUGGAACCAGGUGAGGAUGGUGAUAUAGAAACAGGUUGUGACUUGAUCAGUGUUAAAAAGAUUGAUCCAACAAACAUGGAACAGUUUAAACGCAAGCGUGGAAGGCCACCCAAAAUUAAAAAGGAACCUGUAGACAUUGAUGAUGUAAGAAUAGCCGAGGGUGAAGGUCACAGUUGUGGGGAUCCUGUCGCAGAUGUAGUUGAAGCCAUUGUAUCUCAUCAGAAAGAACCAAAGUGCACUUCUUAUGAUUCACUGCCAGUUCAGGUCAAACAUGAAGUGCCAUCAGAGGUUGGUCCAGCUAAGAUAGUUUGUUUUGGGGAAUUCAGGUUGCCAUUGGCAACAAAAGGUUUUCCUUUUAAUUAUGACAAAAAUGGGAAGAAACCAAACUCUUGGUUUAUGAAUCCUGAAAACAUGCAAGGAAAGGCAGCGGAUAAGCAGCAGGCAUAUCUGGAGAAGAAAGAACGUGAUUUUGAGAGACGCUAUGGCCGGAAAUUGGGUUGGCGUAGAUUUAGGUUACGGAAGAAGCCCAGACCAGGAGUUUCCUUCACCAGUGUUUCAAAUAAAGAAGAACAGGAUGACAUUGAUUCAAAAUGCUCACAAACUAAAAUGGAGGGAAAAGUUGAAAGUAACAGCGACAGUGGAAAACAAGAGAAAAAGCAGAUAAUGCAAAAACACAAACAAGAUCCAAUGGAAUUGCUUAUAGAAGGUAGAAAGAAACUGAUCCUGAUGCGAAAAAUUAAAAGGCGACAAAAACGUUGGAAGCAGCGCAUGGCAGAGAUAAUGCCAAGUGAUGACGAAUUUAGCGAUGAAGAAUUUACAAAACCUAAGGUUCCAGUUCCUUCAGAGUAUCUUGUCAGUCAGAUUACACAAGAUGGAUACCAAGAGACAUCAAUCAAACAAAACCAGUGUAGUUCUACAGCAGAUGGAUACCAAGAGACAUCAGUCAAACAAGACCAAGAUAGUUCUGACCAAGAAGAUGACAUUCCAUUAAGUAAGCUGAAAACCUCUGAUGAUCUAGAUGAUCUUCCACUGAGCAUGCUCAGAACUAAAUCACCUAAGAUUAUCACUACAACCAAAGGAAAUCUUAAGAGAUGGUAUCAGAAACGACAAGCCAUGAUGACACCUUCAUGUUUAACUAAAGGUUAUCUAUCAAAUCUGCCACCAAAACAAGAAAGAAAACAACAUAAGAGACAGUUGGAAAAUGGUGUCAGAAAUGAAACCAUAAAGACUAAGAAAAGAAAGAGUUGUCAGGAGACCACUGCAGCUAUGGAAACCAAUUUCUAUACUGGAAGUGUUCGAAUACUGGGUAAAACUCUGAUUGCAGAAUCAGAAAAUAAUGGAAGUAUCAUAGAGAUGACUGGAGAUUUGGAUACUGAUUACAAGAGUACCAUCAGCUCUUCUCCAGCAAAAUCUGAUCUGUCAAGAAAUGACAGUCCUUUAAAACUGAAAGGAAAAAAGAUUGAAAACAUUGUAGCAAAGUUGAAAGCAAAGAAAUUUGGUUCUGACAAAAUCGGAAAUGCAAUAGAAGUGAACUUGCAUGGAAAGGUAAAGAAAAAGGUAGGCAGACCGAAAGGUUCUAGAAACAAAAUAAAAGUGAAUGAUGAAACUAAAAGUGAAGCUCAUACAUCAGUAAGUCAUGAAAUAUAUUCUACAAAAGCUGGGGUUCUGGAACAAAGCAUUUCUCUUUUGAUAAAGGCAAGAAAGGGAAGACCAAAAGGAUCAAAGAAUAAAGUAAAAAGUGCCCACGUAAAACCUCUAGGUGAUAAUAACUCUACAGCUGUAACCUUAGAGCAGUGUGAUACAUUGAAACUUAUGGUACAAAAUACUCACACUGAUACAACAAAUGUAAAACCUACCUUUACAUUAGAUACAUCUGUAAUCUCGGUAACACCAGAAUCGAAAAAUGAUAAAAACAAAGGAAAUGGUAUCAAUUCUUGUACCAAGAUGGAAGUAGACAGUGUUGACCAUAACACAUGUGUCAAUAAGAUUAAAAAGGUAGGAAGGCCGAAAGGUUCAAAAACUGGAGUAAAUAAAAACAGAUGGUUAAAGAAAAGCAAGUCUCGUGUUGGUUUGCUGAAAAAAAGUAAACAACUUGAUCCAAAAAUUAAGACUACAGGUGCCAUUAUGACAUUGCAGAGUGGAAAGGUUUAUGAAUUAAAACCUGGCAAUAUAUGGAGUUUAACUGAAAAAGUUAGUAACACACAAGUGGAGUGUACGAAAUCUACACAGACUUUGGUACACGAGGGACAUACUAAAACUCGGCAGUCUAAAACUAUUGAUCCUUCAGAAACCAAAAAAUCAGCAAAUUUCUUAUCUGGAAAAUGUAAAGCUGCCAUCAGUGUUCAGUUAAAAAACAAAUUACUUGAUAAAAUUGCCAAACAGAAGACUAAAACAAGAGUGUCAUUGGAAGCUUCAGAUCUUGUUCUUGGUGUUGUAGACACCAGUCACAGUGUGGUGAAUCUUACACGAAAGAGGAAAGUUGGAAGACCCAAAGGUUCCAAAAACAAGGUAGGAAAUAAAGUUUUGAUUUCAAAUCUUGACAGUAAGACAGUGAAGAAAGUAAAAAGUAAGAAACAAACUGAAUCCAACACAAGAAAUGAUUCUAAAAAGACCAAAUUGAAAAGGUUGAAGGAUGAAUCCAAUGCCACAAACAAACAAGCAAAAAAAAAGACUAAAACUUGUUCCAACCAGAAAAAACUAACCAAUCUAAAGGUGACAAAAAUGAAACAGAAAUACAAACAGCAGUUGAAAAAUAAGGAAAAGGGGAUUAACAAAAUAGUUAAAGUUAAAGGGAACAAGAAGGUCAAGAAAUGUUUAAAAAUGAAAGGCACUAAAGGUAACAAAAAUGCUUCACAAAUAUCGAAAAGAAAAAAGUUAGUUUGUGCAAUUGGUUCAGUAACAGCAAAAAAUAAGACUGUGAAGCAGAAGUCUAACCCACAGGUCUGGUACAUAGACAUUGAACGAGAAAGCGCUGAUGAAAUUACAACAAACGUACCAAUUGUUCAGUCUGAACUGGCAAGUAAUAUCUUUGUGCAGACAAUUACUGAUGUAAAUCUGAAAGUUGAAAAGCCAUUGCUUUCAAACCCCAUGACAACACAGGAUCACAUUCCUAAUAUUUCUGUCAAAUCAGAACCACCAGAAAAUGUAAUAAAAACUGAACCUGUUCUGCCCGAGUUUUCACCACGUGUGUCAUAUACUGUGACAAAAGAAGAAGCUGAAGAUAUUUCCAUUUACAGAGAGCAUGCUCAAGCGUGGGGAGUGGGAAAUGAAGGGUCUCAUUCUUACACUGACACUGAUGAUUCGACUAUAACUGACUUGAUUACUCCACAUGGAUUGGAAGAUCAGGAACAGAAACAGUUUCAGUCUAAAGCUAUUCAUACACAAGGUGCAGAAGGCCAAGAAACUGAAAAUGGAUGUGCCUUUGUAAAGGAUGUUGUUAGUUUGCCAGUAUCAAAGAAAUGUGAUGUUGAAAUGUUGGAGAGAAGCUACCAGGAAGCAGAUAUUAGUACUCAUCUUGUCAACACCAGUGAUCUUGUCAAAGCUUUCCCAGAUGUCCAGGAGCCGAACUUAAGCAGAGAAUGUCUUGUACCGAGUGAAAUAGCAGAUGCUAGUAAUAGUAAUCCACUUAUCAAUCAGUCAAAUUGUAACAAUGCAAAUAAUAACAAUGAUCAUUUUGUUACUUCACUAAAUCCUGGUGUAGAAAAUAAUGGUAUUAUAUUUGUCCAUUCAGACUCUGAAAUGGCAAAUGUGGGAAAUAGUGGUCCAGUUCAGAGUUUUCUGAAUUUUAAUAUGGAAAAUGAUCGUCGUAUCUCUAGUUCUACAGAAUCUCACAUGAAAAAUAAUGAUCUUGUCCCAAGUAAUUUAAAUUCAGAAACUCUUGUCUCAAGUGAUUCAACUGAAAACAAUAGUGCUUUAGACUUUAGCCAACCAGCUUCUCAUGUGGAAUUUGAGGGUCUUACCUCAAGUCAUGUGAAUCUUGAAUUGGUUAAUAUGGAAAAUGACAGUCUUGUUGCGAGUCUCGCCAACUCUCAAAUUCAAACUAAUGAACUUCUUUCCAAUAAUCCUAUGUCUGAUGAUGAUGUAACUCAGAUUAGGCAUGACUUGCCUCUGUCUGAUUGUAAUAAAACAGAUGAACCAAAUGAUGACAUCAUAAUUACCAAGAGAGAUUGUGAGAUGGGAGUUGUAGUGUUUAGUGACCUUCAUGCGACUGGUUCAGAUGGCAAAGAUGACCUACCAAAUGACAAUCAUAUUAUGGCUCAACUAUAUUCUCAAGUGGAAGAUCAAGACCAUGCUUUUUUAACAGCAGCUUCAGACAACACUGAUGAAAAUGUCAGUGAUCCAUUCCAUAAUGAUACCAUAGCUUGUUCAACCUUUGAAAUGGAUGAUGAAAUACACAGUGAAGAUAAAAUGCACGUUGUAAAGUCCCCACUUCAUCAUGCUAACCCUGAUCUGUCGUAUAAAGUCGUACUGGCAGAUUCAGAGGAAGAACAUUUUGUAAGUGACAUAGAAAUGUUUAAACCAAGUAUUAAGACUGAAAUAGGAUGUUUGCCAAUUGACUGUGCUAGAAGGGAGAAUUUAAAAUCUACGAGUAGUGAAAAUUUUAAUGUGAGUGGUUGACCCUGGGAUUCAGAAAGAUUUUGACUGUAUAAUAAGGAUAUGACAAGGAAAGGAUGAAAAUGCCAGAAAGGAUGAAAUGUUUGAAAUUGUUCUAGCAGAGAUGGAUACAACACACUGAGAUUCUAGUCAAAAUGACUGUGGAUAUUCAUUCUAUGUAAUACUAAUACCAGAAGAGAUGAAAUUGUACUAGUACUAUAGAAGACGUAUAGCAUAGAAACAUUUAGUCAUAAGUCUUGUAAUAAGAAUGUAGGUAAUUAAGCAGCUAUAGUCCCAGAAAGGAUGAAAUAUGUGUAUAUAUCAUACUGUAUUAAUAAUGACCAACACAAUACGAGAAACUACUAGUCAAAAGGAAUCUUCUAUCUUUUGUGUGCCAAAUGGAUUUGAUAUGAUGCCGGAACAACAACAUAGUUUUGAUCACACUAAAUCCCUGUAUUAAGUUAAAACGUUUGUAUAUCAGACAUUUUUUUUAUCAACAUGUUCUUAGUACACGUACAAAUAUAAACCAUUAUUUAUUUUUAAGCUGCAUUAAAUACAACAGUAAUUUUGUGUAUUUGUAAUAAUAAUACAUUUUGAAGCAUAAUAAGUACCAAUCUUUCCAUUCAAUAUAACAGGCCUGUAGGAACAGUAUAUGGAUUGGGGUGGGGUGGGGCACAAUCUCUAGUGCACAAGCCACAUUUUAGUAUAUACAUUUAUAUAUAUUAGGACAAAAAAAACCUUUUUGUCCUUAAGUGAGGGUACAGGCCCUUCAGUCUCCCCCCUCUCCCAGUUCCUAAGGCCAUAUGUAAUCCAUAAUGUGUUCUAGUCCAAGUGAUCUUGUUAGCAACAUGUUAAUUUUUACAAUUUCAUUUUAAUACAAAUGUCAUUGUAUGAAAAAAUCUGUGCUUCAAAUGCUGUAAAAUAUUCUAUGCUAAAGUUAAAGAUUCUGCUUUAAACCAUUGUAAGGAUAUUUUAACAGAAGAUGUUUUAUUUAAUGACGCACUCAACACAUUUUAUUUACGGUUAUAUGGUGUAGGAAAUAUUUUAACAGAGUAACAUUUAAUAUGAAGAAUUUAUGCAGGGUAGAUUUUUUUUUCUCAUUUCCCAAGAAGAAUGUCUCCAUGCUUUUGUGAAUUAUUAAUUAAUAUUUUAAGGGCAGAUCCAUAACAAUGACAAAUGAAAAUAUUUGACCAAAAUUUGAAGCAUCAGUCAUUUAGAAACCAAAUGGGCUGUCACAAAAGCAAGUAUACCGGUAUUCAUAUUAAAGGCAGACUCUGUCAAAAGCAAUUAAAAGUUGGUACGGCCAUGAAAGAAAUGUAUAUGAUGAGAUCUAUACUAUGUGAGCACCAUAGGAAGAGAAGAAAAUGUUCCUGGCCCAAAAAGUGGUCAUACCAGCUAUACCACUUCCGACACCCCUGAAAAGUGAAGACAUUAAAUUAAAGUAUAUCUUAAUAUUAAUAAAAAUAUUAAUUUGGAACUACAUACAGUCAAACCGGCCUCGGUGGCGUCGUGGCAGGCCAUCGGUCUACAGGCUGGUAGGUACUGGG
Gigantopelta aegis is the source of this 7554-nucleotide messenger RNA. RefSeq lists its product as uncharacterized. Bases 125 to 6031 code for a protein of 1968 amino acids. Gene Ontology annotation, molecular function: RNA polymerase II cis-regulatory region sequence-specific DNA binding; DNA-binding transcription activator activity, RNA polymerase II-specific. The record is from RefSeq and is a predicted model, not a curated record. The transcript has 2 exons. Gene Ontology annotation, biological process: regulation of transcription by RNA polymerase II. Gene Ontology annotation, cellular component: nucleus. NCBI's taxonomy places the organism in Eukaryota, Metazoa, Mollusca, Gastropoda, Neomphalida, Peltospiridae.